Messenger RNA from Scedosporium apiospermum, 1923 nucleotides. RefSeq lists its product as uncharacterized. Gene Ontology annotation, biological process: basic amino acid transport; transmembrane transport. Lineage: Eukaryota; Fungi; Ascomycota; Sordariomycetes; Microascales; Microascaceae. The record is from RefSeq and is a predicted model, not a curated record. The coding region runs from base 1 to 1923 and encodes 640 amino acids. The transcript has 10 exons. Gene Ontology annotation, molecular function: basic amino acid transmembrane transporter activity. Gene Ontology annotation, cellular component: fungal-type vacuole membrane.
AUGGUCCUCUCCCUCAUCGGCUCAGCGAUCGGCGCCAUAUUCAACAUCAUCAGCCUCAUAGUCAACACGAUAUUUCGCCUCAUAGGCGCCGGGAUAGACUUCAUCUUCAAAGCCCUCGGACUCCGCAAGCCAGCGCCCAAAGCAUCUCUUGAUGUUACUAUAAUAGCAACGGCCUUGACAACCAUCGCUCUAGAGUUUGGCGAACUCGAGCAGCAAAACUGGAUCGUCUCAUCCUUCAACCUCACCUCUGCGGCCUUCAUCCCCUUCUGGGGCAGCAUGGCAGACAUCUUCGGCCGCCACAGCACCAUCCAGGUCGCCAUGGCCCUCAUGCUCAUCGGCAGCGCCAUCUGCACGGCAUCUCCCACCAACGCGUUCGGGCUGCUCCUUUUCGGUCGAGCGAUCCAAGGCAUCGCCUGCGCGGGGCUCGACGUCGUUAUUCGUGUUAUUCUGGCCGAUAAGGUAUCUCUGAGGGAGAGUUCUACGAAUUGGACCAUCUUUUCCUUUGUUGGUGGAGUAUCAUUUGGUCUGGGACCGGUAGUUGGAGGUUACUUAACUCAGGCCGACUGGCGAUGGUGCUUCGGCAUAAACCUCCCCAUCGCCACAGCAGGCAUCAUCCUCAUCCUCAUCAUCAUCCGCAAAGAACUCCUCGGCCCCCAACCCAUCCCCCAACUCUCCGAAACCCCCGAAACCGGCCGCCGAACCCGCUUCGCCUACCGGCUCAAAACCAUCGACUACUGGGGCCAGGUCCUGUUCCUCCUGGGCUUCGGUCUGCUCAUCCUGGCCCUCACGUGGGCGGGACCCAUCUACCGCUGGGACUCGCCCGCCGUACUGGUGCCGCUGUGCGUGGGUGUGGUUACGAUCGUGGCGUGGGGGGUCUGGGAGUUUUUGAUGGCGCCGGAUAGGAUGUUGGGGUUGAGGUGGCCGUGGAAGGCGGCGAUGGUGAAGUGGGAUAUUUUGACGGAUAGGAAUGUUGGGUUGUUGGUUUAUUCGUCUUUUACGACUGGGAUGGCUAUGUUUUCGGUUUUCUACUUUUGCAGCAUCUACUUUAUUCUCGUGCUGGGUAUGGACCCCGCGGAUGCUGGCGUCAAUCUGAUCUACUUUACACCAGGAGUAGCCGCGGGCAUCUACAUCUCGUCUCUCAUGACGCGCUUCUGGCCCCGAAACACUUACUCGCCCAUUCUCCUCGGCUCGGUCUGCCACGCCGUCGGCAUCGGCAUGUUAGCGUGGGCUCUGUAUGUUGAGAGGAAGCCGGUGAUUUAUGGUAUUAUGGGGUUGAUUGGUGCUGGUUCAGGCCUGCGCUUUGUUAGUGUCCCCCUCCACGGCAUCGGGAUGUUUCCCAAGCACAUAGCCACCAUAGUCUCGCUCAUCGCAGUCGCAAACCCCCUCGGCGGCACUAUUGGCCAUACCCUCAUGUCGACCGUCUUCAACAACGUUGCUGGCGUGGAUCCCAGCAGCGACCUCAAGACGGACUUUGGCUCUGUUCUCAAACUGCCGGAGGACCAGCGAGCUGCAGUUAUCGAAAGGAUCAAGAUGGGCAUUAUCUGGGCAUACGUGACUCUCGUCCCUUUCAUGGUCCUCUGCGUCCUCGCCGCUAGCCUCCUCGGCACCGUCAUCCUCCCCAAAGGCAAAGGCUCCGAAGAAGACCGCAGCAACAACAUCGUCAUCCACGAGCCCUACCCAUGGGCCCUCCUCAGGGGCACCGCACGCAGCAAAACCUGGGAGCGCGUGGAGGCGAGCGAGAUGGAUGAGCUGACGGCACCGCGUCGCAAGGUUGAGCGUACUAGGGAAGAGAGUGCUUAUGGGGGACGGGGAAUGUAUGAGCAGGAGGAGGAGAUGAUGCCGCCGAGGGAGGUGUAUGUUCCUGGGAGGGAGGGGCAGCAUGUUGGGGUUAGAGAUGAGAGGAGGGAAGGGUACUCGCUUUGA